This is a messenger RNA of Colossoma macropomum (tambaqui), 1121 nucleotides long. RefSeq names its product chemokine-like receptor 1. The record is from RefSeq and is a predicted model, not a curated record. Gene Ontology annotation, molecular function: complement receptor activity; G protein-coupled receptor activity. Gene Ontology annotation, cellular component: plasma membrane. NCBI's taxonomy places the organism in Eukaryota, Metazoa, Chordata, Actinopteri, Characiformes, Serrasalmidae. The coding region runs from base 114 to 1121 and encodes 335 amino acids. The transcript is spliced from 2 exons. Gene Ontology annotation, biological process: positive regulation of cytosolic calcium ion concentration; chemotaxis; inflammatory response.
UGAGUGUUGAGAAAUUUUCUUGAUAGAUAAAAUUUGUCCCUCAUUAUUAGCAACAAAACCAUCAGCUCUGCAGCUCUGACCUGAAGCAGGCAUUGACAGAAUCAAGAGGCAUCAUGAAUUCAACCACAAUGACAGAACAAGAAUAUCCUGACUAUACGUACACGCCCUACACGGUGAAUCAGACUACAGAUUCACCACCUUGCGAUGCAGUGUGUAUUUUCUAUGCAGUAACUAAUGUGAUCAUCAUUGUCCUGGGUGUUGCUGGAAAUGGUUUGGUGAUCUGGAUUGCAGGAUUUAAGGUGAAGAAGUCAGUUGUCAGCACCUGGUACCUGAGUCUGGCCGUGUCUGACUUCAUAUUCUGCUCCUUCCUGUCAUUCAGGAUCAUUUACAUGAUCAAAGGCGAGUGGCUCUUCGGGCGCUUCAUGUGCAAGUUCAGUUACUUCAUUGUGUUCCUCAACAUGUACAGCAGCAUUUUCCUCCUCGUCAUCAUCAGUGUGGACCGCUGUGUCAUUGUUACGUUUCCUGUGUGGGCUCAGAACAAGCGCACUGUUAAAAAAGCCUCUGUGGUAGUCAUGCUAGCCUGGAUCAUCUCAGCAGCACUUAGCACACAUUCAGCUGUUUCCCUUGAAUUGUUCAAGCCCAAAACAGUUUUUUACUGCACGUACAUUAAUUUUCAAAAUUAUAUUGCGGCCAUAGCAUGCCGAUUAAUUUUUUUAUUUGUGAUCCCAUUCCUGAUCAUUUUAAUUUGUUAUAUUGUCAUCAUACGAAAGCUAAAGUCCAACCAGAUGGCAAAGUCCAAAAAGCCAUUCAAGAUCAUGACAGUUCUGAUUGUUACUUUCUUGAUCUGCUGGCUGCCAUAUCACACUAUUAUUCUGAUGGAUUUAUUCAUGAUAUAUGAUGAUUCAUUGGACACCGCAUAUGUGUUUAGUCUCAUUCUUGCCAGUGCCAACAGCUGUCUGAACCCAUUUCUUUAUGCAUUCAUGGGAAAAGACAUUAAGGAGCAAUGUUAUGCUCUUUGGUUGAAGAUUGAGAAUGCAGUCAGGGAGGAGGAUGACCUGAACACCAUCCAAGGGACAGCUUACACCACCUCUGGGGAAAGCAGACAUUCAACUAGCAUUUAG